Messenger RNA from Leucoraja erinaceus (little skate), 3769 nucleotides. RefSeq names its product tripartite motif containing 59 (gene trim59). Gene Ontology annotation, biological process: innate immune response; positive regulation of canonical NF-kappaB signal transduction; positive regulation of macroautophagy. Gene Ontology annotation, molecular function: zinc ion binding. Bases 547 to 1773 code for a protein of 408 amino acids. The record is from RefSeq and is a predicted model, not a curated record. Lineage: Eukaryota; Metazoa; Chordata; Chondrichthyes; Rajiformes; Rajidae. The transcript is spliced from 4 exons.
UGAAAUGUAACUUUGUAUCCGGGAGUGGCAGCAUUAGGAGCGCCGCUCCGUUUGCCGCGCUCCUCGCCUUUGUUUGCUGCCCACAGUUAAGUUCAGCGCUUUUCGGAUUCAAAUCUUUGCACCAGGCUCCGCUAUUCGCUGCUUUUUGAAAUAAAAGGGGGGUAUUUUUCCAGACAUGCGCGCUGCCAAACGAAUUGGGAGUUGCAGAGUUGGCGAGGCGGACAUGGUUCAUUGCGAUUCCCCGGCGUUUGCAGCCCAGACCCCGAGGGCGCCGCGCUUUCCUCCUGCACGGCUGUAAUCCAGGGUGUAACUAUGGGCAUUGUUACGAAUGACAACACGAGAACCUGGACCUCUACUUAAUAUUGUUACAUUUUUGGAAAUAGAAAGAGGCCCAAGAUCGACACACAUGGUGACAUAGAAAUAUUACGAAGUACAAUGAACGAUUUGUCAAAUUAUUGUGGGCUGUGGUUGUGAAUCAGCUGGUUGGUGAAUGACCCCUGAGCAAUCUUCCCUGACAUCCUGUCCCCAACUCACUUGCAGGUAAAUAUGGAUAAUUUUGAAGAGGACUUAACUUGUUCCGUAUGUUACUCUAUCUUUGAAGACCCCCGCGUGUUGCCUUGUUCUCACACCUUUUGUAGAACAUGUUUGGAGACUAUUAUCUACGAAUCGGGAAAUGUCUCCAUUUGGCGACCUCCGAAGAUCCCACUGAAAUGUCCAACUUGUAGGAGUGUUGUGGAUCUCCCAGCCACGGGCAUUGUCUCUUUACCUAUAAACUUUUCACUGAUGGGAAUUAUUGAGAAAUAUCAGAAAGAACAGCCCAAGUCUCCCAAAUGCCCAGAACACCAGCAGCCAUUGAACAUGUUCUGUUUGUUGGAUCGUAAACUGGUGUGUGGUUAUUGCUUAACAGUGGGCCAGCAUCAAAGUCAUUCCGUUGAUAAUCUCCACAAUGCUUAUGUUAAAGAAAAGGAGCAAGCUGGCAAACUUGUUGACCACCUUACUGAUAAAUAUUGGGCAGACUUAUCCAUGUUCAUCGAAAAACUGGAGCAUCAGAAAUUGCAAGCUGAACACAUACUUCAAGAUGAUAAAGUGAUUGUCAACCAAUAUUUUGAAGAUCUUCAAAAAACUAUAGAAACAAAAAAGCAUGCUCUUCUGGCAAUAUUAGCCGAUGCCAACUUAAAAAUCACAAAUGAAUACGAUCCACUAAUUCAGAAAAUGAAAGAAUUUAAGGAAGAGCAACGCAACCUUAUAACAUUCAGCACAUAUGUAGAAGAGGAAGAGGAUCCCUUGAUGUACCUGGAGAAAAUUCACACAUUCCGGCAGAGAGCAAACGCAUUGAUGAAAACGCAGCUUCCAGUCAUUCACCCGUUGAAUGUGCACUCACCGACACAACAAUUUCUGACUGAGAAAUGGUCCAAGGUCACAGUCGGCCGUAUUAAAGAAGCACCAAUUCUGCAAACAACAGAUUUUUUGGAAAUCCACUGGAAUAAACGUAUUGCAAUGUAUCUCAAGCAAAAAGGAUUUUCUCCAAGACUGAUGAUUACAAUUAUAUUUUUAUUCCUCUUGUUACUACAGAGCAUUUUGUUUAAGGAAUACUGGGUUGCUGUUUUCAGUACCACGGUUUUUAAUUUCCCACAGCUGAACACGUUAAGUGACACUGUAGUAGAAUUUUUUGCUGGUGUUCGUUUUUUUAAUGCUACUUUACAACAUUCUGUACAAUUGCUAACUAAUUAUUUUGCUCAACUGACGGAUUAUUUUCCAAUAUUUAAUAAAUAAUGGGUUUUCAAUUUACCACCAUUUUUCAAGCUUAUUUCCUUCAGAAAACCCACUGAACAAGUCCAUCGAUAGGAAUGGUUAAGAAGGAUAUGGGCCAAAUGCAGUUAGGUGGGAAUAGUGUAGAUGGGGCAUCUUGGUCAGCGUGGCAGUUUAGCGCUGAAGGGCCCAUUUCCGUGCUGCAUGGCUAUUCAGUUUAGCUGACGUGUGGAUUUCCACUAUAUUAUUUUUUAAUGAUUAGUUUAGUAAUGCAAGGUAGAAUGUGCAGGUAUGAAGCUAAAUUACAGUCUGCAGUUCACUUUUUAAUAUAAAACUUUAUAAUGUAUAUUAUAUAAUGUUUGAUCUUAGCCCUUAACUAUUUUUGUAGUUCAUUGGUUUAAUGAAAUUAAAGAAAAAUUAUGAAAACAUUUGUAGAUAACAAAUUGAUUUUAAUGACAUUAAAGCUCAUGUACAAGAUUCCCAUCCCAUUAAUUCAGACAGGAUUCAAAUGAAGGAUGGGUUUAAAAAGCGUGCUCAGGCUCCAGUAAGAAGGGAUAUGUUUUUUUCAGUGAAGGUGGGAGUUGCUGUGGGAAUGUGGUUCCGUAUAGUCUUUUUUUCCCCACCUGUUACUGUUCCCCACCAGAGAUGUUCACCUUGCUCCGUAUUUUUGGUACAUCAGGAGAUGGAGCCAGCUACUUCCCCUGCCCUGUCUACUGGAAGGAUUCUUAACCAUAAAUGCAAACCUGGAAUUUGAUAUUUAACAUUAAGGACAAUGCAGCGCAAAGUAUGUUACGUGACAAACCAUCCAGGAAUAAAUACAAUCUAAGGGAAUCAAGAUGUGGAAAAUUCUUACUGCAGAGGAAUAUUUCAAACUCAAAUGCAUCCACUAAACUAGGUUGGUGUGGUUUUCAUUUGACACAAACCGCAAGCAACAUAAUCCACCAGUGUUUAUUCUUAUGCUUCCAAACUCUGAAGAACUGACUCCAAAUUGCUGGAAACUUCUCCAAGAGGCAACUACUCUUGUUGCAAACUUUUGCUUUAUCUAUGGAUGCUCACAACUAUUCACGUGUAAGUAAUAGCUGCAACCAGGAAGGAAAUGUUUCAGAAAUCAUGAGGACGGGUAUUGGGACAAAAGGAAGUAAAUGAAUAAAAACAGAUUGAUUUUGUUAAACUAAUUAACUACUCAGACUGCUUUUCAUUAGCUACAUUUGCAUUGGAUGAAGUGAGUAAAUGUGCUGCCGAUCAUCUCUGGAAAUAUUUCCUUCCUGAUGAAUAAGAAAACAGAUAUAGGACCAGUAAUAAUAUUUUAUCCCAAUCAACAUGGAAAAUAUUAUUUAUGAUUAACAACUGUUUGCUGCCAAAUAUUUUUUUUUAAAUCACAGAUCACUAUCUUAAAAUAAUCAGUACCUUCUGAAAUGUAUUGACUUUCUGGAAUAUUGAAAGUGCAACUGAUUUUUUAACCAAAAGAAAAUCCAAGUCUUUCUUGUAAAACUGCGAUUCCCACUAGGUUCAUCCCAACUACCACUGAAAAAGAGCAUUGAGUUAUAUAGGAAACAUUUUGGUGAUGGAGGUGGGGAUAAGUAUGGUCUAGUAAGAGGGCACUUAAAAGCAGACUGCACAUUUUGAAAAUGCCCAGGUUCACAACUGGAUGAAUGUCUACGUAAAGCUUGAGUUUUGGAUUUGAAGAUCCAAAAUAUAUUGUAUAUGUAUUUGGGUAGGGUGGGGAGGAGAAUUAAGGAGAAUAACACUAAUCAUGCUGGGAUGCAAAUAUUGCAGAGCGUUGAUAAUAUGCAGAAUUUUACUUAUGAUGACUAAUGUAUACAUAUAUUGACAAGUUAAUAGUCACAAACUCAAACUAUGCCUGCAUGGAAAAUGUGCAUACAUAAUUGAAUUGUAUUAUCAUUUGUACCAAAUGUCUAUUUUUCACAAUAACCAUAUACUUCGUGGUAUUACUGACGAUAUUUAAAUAUAUGUUAUGUACUAGCACAACAAACAGCAAUAAAAUCAAAUUUGAAAAUAA